AUGGCCCUCGUUGCGGCUAUGGAAAACGAAGAGAAGCUCGACAACCUGAUGAGUAAAUCGAGGGGUGUAGCGCGACUGGGCCUUCCUGCCUACAACUGGUGGGGUGAGGCAUUGCACGGUGUAGCAGGAGCCCCGGGAAUCAACUUCACCGAACCAUUCACGAACGCCACCUCUUUCCCCAUGCCAUUGCUCAUGUCAGCUGCAUUCGACGACAACCUCAUCUUCAAGAUCGCUAACAUCAUUGGAAAUGAGGCCCGGGCAUUCGGCAAUGGAGGUGUGGCCCCAGUCGACUACUGGACUCCAGACAUCAACCCGUUCCGUGAUCCUCGCUGGGGUCGAGGCUCGGAGACGCCAGGCGAAGACAUUUUGCGCAUCAAGGGCUACACAAAGAGUCUGCUCGCUGGACUAGAGGGCGAUCAAGCUCAGAGGAAGAUCAUCGCGACAUGCAAGCACUACGUUGGCUACGACAUGGAGGCUUGGGGCGGCGUCGAUCGCCACAACUUUGACGCCAAAAUCACAAUGCAGGAUCUUGCGGAGUACUACAUGCCGCCUUUCCAGCAAUGCGCGCGAGACUCCAAAGUCGGCUCGUUCAUGUGCUCGUACAACGCUGUCAACGGGGUCCCUACAUGCGCCGAUACGUACGUUCUACAAACCAUCUUGCGCGACCACUGGAACUGGACAGAAAGCAACAACUACAUCACCAGUGAUUGUGAGGCUGUCGCUGACAUUUCCGAGAACCACAACUAUACAGAUACGCUCGCCGAAGGUACAGCAGUCGCCUUCAUCGCCGGCAUGGACAACAGCUGCGAGUACGAAGGAUCUUCCGAUAUCCCUGGAGCUUGGAGCCAAGGAAUUUUGAACGUCACCGUUAUUGACAGAGCGCUCACGCGGCAGUACGAGGGUCUCGUUCGUGCUGGCUACUUUGACGGUGCUGGAGCUAUAUACGCAGACCUAGGAAUCGACGAUGUGAACACACCGGAGGCACAGCAACUUUCUCUCCAAGUCGCAUCAGAAGGUCUCGUUAUGCUGAAGAAUGACCACACGCUCCCUCUUGCUCUCUCCAAUGGGUCUAAUGUCGCCAUGAUCGGAUUCUGGGCCAAUGACUCGUCGAAGUUGUCCGGUAUCUACAGCGGCCCUGCUCCCUACCUGCGCACCCCCGUGUGGGCUGGUGAACAGCUCGGAUUGAACAUGUCUAUUGCCACUGGCCCUGUUUUGCAGAACUCCAGUGCCCGCGAUAACUGGACAACGAACGCGCUCAAUGCGGCAGAAGGAUCUGACUACAUCAUCUACUUUGGUGGUCUAGACACUUCAGCAGCGGCAGAAGGUUUCGACCGUACCGACAUCAGCUGGCCUAGCGCGCAAGUCGAACUCAUCACCAAGCUUGCUAAGCUUGGGAAGCCGCUUGUGGUUGUUGUAUUAGGCGACAUGGUCGACAACUCUCCCCUACUGUCGAUGGAAGGCGUCAACUCCGUCAUCUGGGCUAACUGGCCUGGUCAAGAUGGUGGAUUGGCCGUCAUGGAUGUCAUCACUGGCGCGCAUGCCGUCGCUGGUCGUCUGCCAAUCACGCAAUACCCCGCAAGCUACACCAAUCUCUCGAUGCUGAACAUGAACCUUCGUCCUGGUGCCAUCAGUCCAGGUCGCACCUACCGCUGGUACAACCAAUCGGUACAGCCCUUCGGGUUUGGCUUGCACUACACCACAUUUGCGGCGAACUUCAGCAGCAGCGAAGGACUCACCUACAACAUCCAGGAUAUCAUGAGCGAUUGUUCGCAGAUGUAUCCCGAUCUGUGCGGCGUUGCGCCACUGGAGAUUGGGGUGACCAAUAAGGGUAACAUGACUUCCGAUUUCGUCGCUCUAGCUUUCAUCAAGGGUGAGGCUGGACCAAAGCCAUACCCGCUCAAGACACUGGUCUCAUAUGCGCGAUUGAGGGACAUUGCUGGUAGUCAGACGAAGAUGGCAUCACUGUCCCUCACGCUUGGAACGCUGGCGCGUGUUGACCAGAUGGGCAACACGGUCGUAUAUCCGGGAGAGUACACCCUGCUUCUUGACGAACCUACGCAGGCUGAGCUGAAGCUCACGAUCACGGGUGAGGAGACCGUGCUGGACAAGUGGCCUCAGCCGCCAGCAUCUUCGUAG
Molecule: messenger RNA, 2136 nt
Organism: Alternaria ethzedia
Lineage: Eukaryota; Fungi; Ascomycota; Dothideomycetes; Pleosporales; Pleosporaceae
Exons: 2
Coding region: 1-2136 (711 amino acids)
Biological process (GO): arabinan catabolic process; xylan catabolic process
Cellular component (GO): plant-type cell wall
Molecular function (GO): alpha-L-arabinofuranosidase activity; xylan 1,4-beta-xylosidase activity
Source: RefSeq, a predicted model, not a curated record